UAAUCACGUGACGAAAAUGGCUCCAUCCAUGGCGGUGAAAUAACCUUUUUUCGGAGGCAUAUCGUAUAUUAUUACUGUGAUCAAUUGUGAUAAAAUUCUGUAAAAAAAUGCUUGUAUCGCAAUGUUGCAACUAUCGCGUCAAAUAUUUUGCGGAAUUUUGCAGAUUAUUUAGUACGAAAACAGAUAAAGUGAACAACAAUCAACAAAUUCACGAUUUAAUUGGCUCUCCUGAUCCAGUUUCAAAUCUGAGACCCAUUAUAUUUGCUCGCUCUGCGAAAGAAACUUACUUCGAAAAGAAAUAUAUAAAUCUCAGGGAAGAGACUCAACGAUGGCAUCAAGAAUUCUGGAUCAAACAUAAUACUAGUUUUAUCGAGGAACGUAAACAAUUUCAAGAAUUAUUAAGAGCACAAGGGAAGAAAGAAUUAACUGCAGAUGACAUGUCAGUAUUUUAUAAACAAUUUUUAGAUAAAAACUGGCAGUCUCAUUUCAAUUACAAUCUAGCAUGGUAUAAAAGAAAUAUAAAAAUUUUGUUUUAUGGAAUAGCAGCAAAAAUAUCUAAACUUAAAAUUAAAUAAAUUUUUAUAAUUA
Messenger RNA from Nylanderia fulva, 588 nucleotides. RefSeq names its product Cytochrome c oxidase assembly factor 8 (gene Coa8). Gene Ontology annotation, cellular component: mitochondrion. Lineage: Eukaryota; Metazoa; Arthropoda; Insecta; Hymenoptera; Formicidae. The record is from RefSeq and is a predicted model, not a curated record. Gene Ontology annotation, biological process: intrinsic apoptotic signaling pathway.